AGAGAUCGCCGCCGGCCGUCAAAUCCCCCACCCUCGCAGUCAGCCUUGUUAAAGCUCCUUCUUCUCAAGGCAUGUUAUGCUCCGAACCUUCAUGCGAACAAUAACACGAGCCAUGGCCUCCCCCGAGCCCGCACGUGUGCCCAUCCCCAAGAAUGGCGUCGACUACCGCGGCAAAGUAGUGCUUGCGCCAAUGGUGCGCUCCGGCGAAUUGCCCUCACGACUGCUGGCGCUCAAGUACGGCGCAGACCUGGUAUGGGGUCCCGAGACAAUUGAUCGCGCCAUCAUCGGUACCACAAGGCGUUUCAACCCGCACACGUCGACGCUCGAGUUUACACGCCUACCUACGUCUAAGAUAAAGAACCCGACCCUCGACCCCGACCUCCGCGAGAGCGUCAUAUACCGCAUACACCCCGAGUUGGAGAAGGGCAAGCUCAUCUACCAAAUUGGUACGGCAAACCCCGAGCUCGCAGUCCAAGCAGCCAAGAUUGUCGCAGCAGAUGUGGCUGGGAUCGAUGUCAAUUCAGGUUGCCCCAAGCCAUUUUCUACCUCUGGCGGAAUGGGCGCGGCGCUUCUGAGAACACCAGACCUGCUCUGUGACAUCCUCACAAAACUCGUUGAAGAGGUGGGCAAGCCAUUCGAGAUUGGCAUCAGCGUCAAGAUCCGCAUCCUCGACCAGCCAGAAGACACUGCUGCCCUGGUAAAGCGUCUAGUCCGCACCGGUAUCACCGGCCUCACCGUCCACUGCCGCACCACACCCAUGCGACCUCGAGAGCGGGCGAUACGCGACCAACUCAAGAUGAUCGGCGAGAUAUGCAGAGAAGCCGGCGUCGCCUGCGUCAUGAACGGCGACGUAACCUCCCGCACCGAAGCCCUCAAGCUCAUGCAAGAAUUCUCCGUCGACGGCGCCAUGAUCGCCACCGAGGCCGAAAAAAAUCCCAGCUGCUUCCGACCCGACGCCGAAGGCGGGCCCCAUGAAUGGCGCUCCCAGUGGAAAACCGUAGUCACAGAAUACAUGCGCUUCGCCCUCCAAGUCGCAAACAGAUGGGGGAACACCAAAUACCUCCUCGGCCAAAUGAUUCCUGGUAAAGAAAAAGCGUACGCUGCGAUGAAUAAGUCGAAGUGUUAUACCGAUGUUAUCAAAGCGCUCGGGCUGGAUAAGGUAGAUGAUUUGUUGGCGCAGGCGGAAAAAGUGGAUGAGCACCUUGGUAUUCCGAUCAGUGAGUCUAGAGCAUCGAAGCGCGCGAGGGUUAAGGAGGCGAUUAAGCCUGAGGGGGAGGCGAAGGAGCAAGGGGGGAAGAGAAAGGAGAGGGAGGGCGAGGAACCAGAGGCUAAGCGGAUUAAAGUACCGGAGAUGGAGGUGGAGACGGAGGCGGAACCGGAGGUCAGUGUUACGCAGGCGAACGAGGUUUUGGUUCCGGCUGCUUUGAGUGUUUAGGCUUCCUUGUCUCGUGUCCUUUCCUCUCUAUUUCUUUGGGGGCAGUUUCUGUGUAUAUCAUAACGUACGGGGGAGGUGUGGACAUGGGGAGUGCAUUGGUAGGCGUAUUCAUAUAGCAUUUCGAAAUAUUUAGCCCGACGAUACAAAGCAAUUUACGGAUAUUAUGGAAAUUCUGGGUUGUGGUUUUUUCUGCGACACCGAGUAUCGGGUUUUCGAGUCUUGUAGUGCUUUGCCCGAGGAGUGGAGCGCUGACGUUGAUCGAGGUGGAAGAACUGAGUGUUUAGAGGUUGUAUAAGGGGCUCGAAGGGCU
Molecule: messenger RNA, 1745 nt
Organism: Bipolaris sorokiniana ND90Pr
Lineage: Eukaryota; Fungi; Ascomycota; Dothideomycetes; Pleosporales; Pleosporaceae
Exons: 1
Coding region: 113-1435 (440 amino acids)
Biological process (GO): tRNA dihydrouridine synthesis
Cellular component (GO): cytoplasm
Molecular function (GO): tRNA dihydrouridine synthase activity; flavin adenine dinucleotide binding
Source: RefSeq, a predicted model, not a curated record